AUACGAUCACAUCACUUAAAACAUUUCGUCUGUUUCUUUAAAUGGGAAACGAGUGGCUUGAUAUUGACCACUUAUAACUUACAAUUUUCAGAAAUUCAAGCUAUAGAUUCCUGUGAACAACCAUUGGUAACUGGUAACUGUGCAUAUAAAUAUAACAGUUACUAUUAUAAUAGUUUUACUGGUAAAUGUUUGCCAUUUAUUUACACUGGUUGUGAUGGUAACAAUAAUAGAUUCAGCACCUUAGAACAAUGUCAGCAAGUUUGUGUGCCAAGUAAGAACGCUUUAUUUUUGUACUCUUUUGUUAAAAGGGGGUCAAUGUAA
Lottia gigantea (owl limpet) is the source of this 321-nucleotide messenger RNA. RefSeq lists its product as hypothetical. NCBI's taxonomy places the organism in Eukaryota, Metazoa, Mollusca, Gastropoda, Lottiidae. The record is from RefSeq and is a predicted model, not a curated record. The transcript has 2 exons. Gene Ontology annotation, molecular function: serine-type endopeptidase inhibitor activity. The annotation marks the transcript as partial.